This is a messenger RNA of Harpia harpyja (harpy eagle), 6680 nucleotides long. It is a transcript of the gene SLC49A3, whose product is annotated as solute carrier family 49 member 3. Gene Ontology annotation, cellular component: membrane. NCBI's taxonomy places the organism in Eukaryota, Metazoa, Chordata, Aves, Accipitriformes, Accipitridae. The record is from RefSeq and is a predicted model, not a curated record. The transcript has 10 exons. Gene Ontology annotation, molecular function: transmembrane transporter activity. Gene Ontology annotation, biological process: transmembrane transport. The coding region runs from base 36 to 1433 and encodes 465 amino acids.
CCGCGCCGAGCCGAGCCGAGCCGCGCCGCGCCGCGAUGGAGGGUUCCGAGGCGGCGAGACUGCUGGGGGAGCGCGGCCUGGGGCGGCUGGCCCAGUUCAAGACCUACCGGCGGCGGUGGUUCCUGCUCGCCGUCGUCAGCCUGCUGAACUGCUCCAACGCCAUGCUGUGGCUGACGUUUGCUCCUGUGGCUGAUAAGGCAGCUGCCUACUUCCACAUUUCCCUGGAGAUGGUCAACUGGCUCUCAAUAGUGUACCUCCUCAUCUCAAUCCCGUUUGGUCUGGUGGCAACAUGGGUUCUCGACAGCGUGGGGCUCAGAUAUACUGUGAUCCUGAGUGCGUGGCUGAACAUGACGGGUAGUGUCAUCCGGAUAUUCAGCGUCCUGAAGUUCCUGGGCUUGGAUUCCCAGAGUUACUGGUACCUAUUUACUGGGCAGUGCCUCUGUGCACUGGCACAGCCCCUUAUCAUCUUUUCACCGACAAAACUGGCAGCGCUAUGGUUCCCAGACCACCAGAGAGCAACAGCAAAUAUGAUCGCAUCAAUGUCCAAUCCCUUGGGUAUUCUUAUAGCAAACGUGCUGUCACCUGCACUAGUUCCUGAAGGAAAGCACAUCCCAUUGAUGCUGGGUGUUUAUGCCAUCCCAGCAGUAACAGCCUGUGCUGUAGCAACUGUGGGGAUUCACGAGAAGGUUCCUCCAACACCUCCUUCGGCCAGUGCCACUAACUCCAGCUCCCAGCCAUUCCUCACGGGGCUCAAAAUGCUCCUGAGAAACAAGCCAUAUAUCAUCCUGGCAGUGUGCUUUGGAGGAGGAAUUGGGAUGUUCACCUGCUUUUCGGCUCUGCUAGAACAGAUCCUUUGUGAAAAGGGGUAUUCAAAUGAAUUUGCUGGCCUGAAUGGUGCACUGUUCACAGUGUGUGGUUUGUUGGGUGCUUUCCUGCUAGGCCUGUAUGUCGACAGGACAAGGAAGUUCAUAGAGUCCACCAAGAUUUGUUUCUGUCUGAGUGCACUUGCCAGCAUCAUGUUCGCAGUGACUUCUCGGUUCAGACAUCGGGCCAUCACACUGGCCAUCACCAGCUCGCUCUUUGGUUUCUUCGGUUUUGCCAUCUACCCUAUUGCCAUGGAGCUGGCUGUGGAGUGCUCCUACCCUGUGGGAGAGGGCACAUCUACAGGCCUGAUUUUUGUUGCAAGCCAGAUUGAAGGUGUGAUUUUAAUGAUUCUGUUACAAGCCCUCACCAUGCGUGUUUCUGAGGAUCCGUCCUCCACCUGUGCCCUUGAUCAGGAUGGAGCCCUGGACUGGACAACUGGUCAGAAGAGACAGCAACUGAGAUGGAUAGGAGCACAAAUGUGUUUUCACUGCAGGCUAAACCCUGGUUUUGAUCUCUCAGCUGGUUCAUAUUUGUGUAAUACUGACACCAAGUCCUGGGACACACUGUAACACAAAGACUGGCAAACACCUUUUAAAUAUAUCCUGCUUGGCUGAGCAGAAACUCCCCAGAACAAGCUCCACUAGCUGGGAGAGAAAAAGGCUUCACAAUAACUGCCCCCCAAAAGCAAUUUGACUGCUUCAUGUCUGAAAGCCCACAACUCUCCAUCUCGUCAGAUCAGAGCUGGAUUGCAUGAUUAGGUACCCAUUCCUACCCAUUUUGUGGUCUGAUACAUGCAAGGACAUCUGUGGAGAAAGGGAUGGAGGUGUUUAUUUGAGGCACUGCUGAAAUGAGAAGGUAACUACUUCCAGGCCUUGUUGCAUAGCCUUUUAGAUUUACUUUUUUUUUCCUUCAGAAAAAGUUCUUUCAACACAAAUUUUUCUUUGAUUAUUUAUCCUUAGUGAACCUUUCCUACGCUUCGCUUUCAGAUGAUAUAACAAGAAGCACAACCUGUGUGGAUCUGUUCUCUUACAAAGCUCAAGUGUUUUGAUUCUUGUAUCUUUCUUCACCACUCCCCAACACAGAAACGUGUACAUGUACACAGAAACACACACUCCCACAAACACACUGUGCUCACUGGUGUAAGACCUCCAACCUCUGCAGUCAUAGAGGACAAGGGUCCUGGAAACCUUUCACAUUUCACUCAAAUCGUCUUCCUAUGCCAGUGUUACAUGAGACAAGGUUUGGCUGUUACCAAUCUGGUGUUGCCCCACUGUGAGCUGCACACUGUCCUCAGGGGUAGCCGUUGGGAGGCUGUGCAUUUGCUGGGGACCAGACUUGCUCUGGACUUCUGCACCCAUGGGGAGUUGUGAAUUCACUGUCUAAGAGUGUAUCUUCUUUGCAGCUCCGGUACUGGUGCUGGCUGGCCUCUGUAGUGCUAUGGCUUGUUUCUACGUCAUCUUCUUCCACACUGACUACAAGCGGCUCCAUGCUGAGACAAACAGUGGUGAUUUGGUCAAGGCAGAAGAUACAGCAACAGCAAAUGUUCCUGAAGCCUAACCAGGCCAAAAAGGGGAUGCCAAGGGCCCAGUAAGGGAAGGACUCAGACCUGUGGGCAGGGACCAUGACUGCAAAUGCUCAGCUGGCACACUGGGAUAUUCAGGUCCUGUUGCACAACAAGCAAGGGCUAAAGCAGAGGUGUCACUGGGGCACCUUUGCUGUGCUUCCCUCAAUCUUGUAUUUAUUUGUGAGUCCAGGCUGUAAGAAAGGCUGCCAGAAAGGUCAAAGUGGGACUGGACAACAAAGCAGGUAACAGGGAUUUUUAGCUGACUUGAUUCAAGUUAAAGAAAUGUUUCAGAGGAAAGGAAUAUCAUAUUUCAGCUAUUUUUUCAUUUUCGUGUACUUGUAUCAGGGGUGAAGCUUUCAGAGGGGUGGAAGCUGUGCCUGUCACAAACCCAGGGGAAAACCUCUGUUUAAGGACUGUGGUUCUUGUACAUCAUAACAACUCUUCCACUCUAAGGCUGGAGCUAAUUGUGCAUCUUAGCUAAAGAAUCGUAGGAGCUACAGUAUCCUUCCAUUGCAGCAGGGAAGUGUAGGUAUGUGAUCUAUAAUGCAAGUCUGUUACAAUGAGCCACUUUGUCCUCUCUUACAAACAAGAAAAGAAAAGCCCUACCUGCAGUGCUGCCUGUAAAAGAAAGUGUCAGUAAGCAGCAGAAGUUAAAUAUGGCAGCAAUCUUCACCCUUCUGGUUCUCUGCCAGAUGCUGAGACAUGCAGGAUAAGCUUGUUUUACUGGGGCUUCUGUUGUUUCUCCAUCUCUCCUGCAAUUCCAGUGGGUUAGUUAAGUUUUCCACAAGAAGAUGAACAUGCUGGUGUAAGAUGAGGGUAGUGUACCCUCCCCAGGCCAAGUCAUGCUCUCCUGUAGGGGAACAUUAAGAGGGCAGCUCACUUUUUGCGGAAUGACACAGUGGUGCCCGAUAUGGUAGAAGCUGGCAGAACUGGCAAAGGUGACCACUUAGAGAAGGCAGGGAUAUGUCAUAAGUUUCUGCACAUGAUAGGGGCUUUUUGGGGAAGACCAAGUAAGAAACAACAACAACAAGCACCUUCCAGUUCUCUCUGCAGCUGACAGCUGUUCUUCAGUAUUAGAAGAGAGGGGUAGUGACACAAAAGAUCCCAUCUGAAGUUGUUACCCUAACAAUUGCAAUGGGUACAACUGGAUUUUUCAUUUUACAGUACUUCCACAGCAGUCCAGUGUCCUGCUUUGUUGUUCAGGUCUAGAUGUACAACCUGAGAACUUUUUAACCUAUAACAUUUCAGUGGACUUGGUGAUGCUUCAUACCACGCAUCUUGCAAGAAGAUCUGAGUACUUCUUGAUUAAGGGAACUUGAUGCACGUUGGACCUGUGACUGGCUUUGUCCAGUCCAGCUAGAGGAUGAUCCCAAAGCAAAGGAUGCACUUCCCCUGAGGCACACUGUACGGAGGAGCUCUCUCAGUGCCUGAAUUAUCUUCCCCAUUAGCAACUGGAAAUCUCUCCCUUUGUAAAACACCUAGCUGCAUCCUUCUUGGGAGCCUGCUAGUUCCUACAGCUCCAGCCUUGCUCUCACUACUAAGCACUGUCAAAAGGAGCAGGAAGGAAGUCUGAACCUGAGGUGAAACAAGAUCAGUUUGGACCUGUCAGAGGAAUGGGAUUAGCUGUCUUUUGCAAAACUAGCUGGUCAGUUCUGCAGCCCUGGACCUAAUACACUGAACAGAUUAACACCAAAUUUACAUGCUACUCCUGAGUCCUACUGUACUGGGAAGCAAGAAGCACUUGGUACUUUAUAAUUUUAUAUAUUUACAAAUGCUUAUGUUUUUUAAUAAAGGGUGGUUUAAGAAAAGAUAAACCUUUUCUCACUAUAUUAAACUUCAAAAAGUAUUUUAUAGAUGCAAGGGUGCAUCAGAACUGCAAUGUAGCACAAACCAAAGGUCUCUGUAUUUGCCAGAAGUGCAUUAAGUUGUGGUCAAAAUGAUGAUGUGAAGUGGUAUCUCAGAUCCCUAAAAUCACAGUGUGAAAUUAGCUGUAGGUUAAACUACAGUUAGCUCUAUUUUGAAGGAUAUGUUAGAGGGGUGAGGAAAUACUGCUAGCAAAUGUCUCCAAAAUCUGCCAUUGCCCUAGUCAGAAAGUCUGCCUUGCACCAGCUAAGACACACUCAUCUUUAUCCACGCAUAUAAAAGAGAUCUGAAUGGGGAGAUUUUUCUCUCUACUCAUGCAUCAGACUUAUAGGUGUGUGAGGUUCAUUCUGAAUUCCUAAUGUGUAGCGGAGCAGGUAGCUCCUCCGCUAUAUAGUUUGUCAUACCCUGGCAGCAUGCCAUAGAGGAGUUAUGGCAUUACUAACAGUGAGGCCCAGUAGCUCGCACAAAUACCUCCUUGCACCAUCGGCUGUUUCUGCUGCUUCAGCUAAAUUCACAUUUUGUCUUUAGAACAACAGAGGCUCAAACUUCUGUGCUAGUCUGUAAUUACCACCAUAGCUGAAGUCAACUUACUACUGUACACUCUUCUUCUCAAGGCUGCAUAACUUGUCUGUCUCUCACAGCUCACAUUUAGAUGUGCCUUUCCCUGGGAAGCCUGUGGAAAGCGUGAAGCUGAAAUCUUAGCAGGACAGAGGGAUUUUGAUGUUAAGGCAUGGGUCUGGUAUGCUGGGGGGUGGACCCAUGUCCUCUUCCCACCAAAAGAGUGGUCUGGCUGCCUUACCAAGCCUUCUGUGACGCCGGGAACCCCAGCAGAGGCCUCUACAAUAGGUCUGUAGGGGUCACUGGAAAACUGGUACUGCAGAAAGCCUCCUGCAAAGGUGAAUGGUCCUGGCUGUGGUCUGGUCUCACUAGAGGCCGCCUGCUUUUGUAAAGCCACAGGAUAGGGCCAUAAAGGUCAGCCAACAACUCCCAUCACAGUUGGGGAUCCUAGAGAAGCCCUCUGACACAGGCAGGGAUAUGCAUUCUUGCCAUUCUGCACACAGUUGGGGUCAAGACAACACUUCCGUUGCAAGAAAGGUUGUUUCUCUUGCACAGCAGCCAGUCUUGAGGCCCCUGGAGCAGCUCAGUCCAAAGGUUUUCUGCAGGACACUACCACCACCUGUCUCUAGAGCAACUCUGCUCAGUGAGAUAACCCUACAGGCUUCCUGCAGCCCCUCAGAACAGCCAACUCUCUCUGCCCUUUUUCUGCAGCCUCCCCUGGGGACUGCAUGGGGCUGGCAGAGGAAAGUCAGGUUCACAUGAGCCUGGGGGUGAGGUAUGCUGCAGUCUGAUGACCAAGCAGUUCAUGCCUGCCCUGUCCUGUGCUGGCCAGACUUGGCUGUAAGUGCCAGGAAGGCAAAAGGGGCAGGGGCUGUACUGGAGAAAAGCAGCCCCAAGGAUGCUCCUGUGAGUACAGCUGCCUCAUUAAAGACCUUUAGAGAGGCUCAGGUGAGAUCCUUUGUGCUGCCAUGGGAUGAGUACUGGGUCAGUGUCUGGUACUCCCAUGCUGCACCUCUCACAGGGGGCAGCGGACAUAUCAGCAAAGUCCGCAUUGACUCCACAGGUGUUUGCACACCAGCACAGGAAGGCCUGCCUCUACAGGAUUGGGUCACCCUGGUUGGAAUUGGGGUAAAGGUUGUCUACACUGUAAACCCCCCCAGCCCCAAACCAAACCAAACUAACAUUGGUGCUGUCUUUUUAAGUAAGUAAAAGCAGAUUUGUCAUCAAAAUGUUAAAAACAAAUCCAGGGAAACUUUAAGACAGAAGGUACCUUUUGCUUCCUCAAAAGAAAGAAAAUACUGUAGAAAAAACCCCAAACACAUGUAUAAACUGUAUAGAUAUAAAAAUAUUGCAGUGACUGGAGCUGGCAGGGGAAGCAACACAUCAUGAAAAAAACAAAUUAUGGCAAUGGCUGGAGUAGCCAUCCUGUCAGCUGUUAUUGCCCCUUUUUAGGACCACUGUGUUCAAACACCUUUAGCCCUGAGCAAAGAGACUCAGUAAGCAGGAUAGAUACAGGUUGAAAGUCAAAAGCAAUUAUACUUUGGGACUACAGAAAAAAUUCUUGUGCCUCAUGCCUUUCUGAAAUAGAGAUUUAUUUUCUUCCAAACCCCAGAGCCUCAAAAUCUGUUGUCUACUCCUCACCUUCACCUACACCUCUCUUUGGAUCAAGUUUGUCACAAGGAUUUCAUGGCCUAACAGUGAAAGCAAACCAAUUUAGCUUUCUGGAGCUCUGUGAGGCUGGAGCUCUUCGGAGGUAUGUAAAGCAGCAGCUAGCAUGUCCAAGUUCUGCCUGAUACUCUGCAAUCUUAAAUAAAAUAAACACCAAAAGCAA